Nematostella vectensis (starlet sea anemone) is the source of this 451-nucleotide messenger RNA. RefSeq names its product histone H2A-like. NCBI's taxonomy places the organism in Eukaryota, Metazoa, Cnidaria, Anthozoa, Actiniaria, Edwardsiidae. The coding region runs from base 58 to 438 and encodes 126 amino acids. Gene Ontology annotation, molecular function: DNA binding; structural constituent of chromatin; protein heterodimerization activity. The transcript has a single exon. The record is from RefSeq and is a predicted model, not a curated record. Gene Ontology annotation, cellular component: nucleosome.
AAAACGUACAAUGUUUCCCCUAUAGUCUGUAUAGAGUAUUUCUAUAAAACGUCCAAAAUGUCAGGUCGCGGCAAAGGCAAAGCUAAGGGCACCAAGUCCAAGACUCGUUCAUCCCGUGCAGGGCUCCAGUUCCCCGUCGGUCGUAUCCACCGUCAUCUGCGCAAAGGCAACUACGCCGAGCGUGUUGGUGCUGGCGCUCCGGUCUACAUGGCCGCCGUGCUCGAGUACCUGAGCGCUGAGAUCCUCGAGUUGGCCGGCAACGCUGCCCGCGACAACAAGAAGACCAGGAUCAUCCCCCGUCACUUGCAGUUGGCUGUCAGGAACGACGAGGAGUUGAACAGGCUGCUCCACGGUGUCACCAUCGCUCAGGGUGGUGUGCUGCCCAACAUCCAGGCCGUGCUUCUGCCCAAGAAGACCGAGAAGAAGGCCAAGGCAUAAGCAGUUUCUGAUA